Cuscuta campestris is the source of this 846-nucleotide messenger RNA. Lineage: Eukaryota; Viridiplantae; Streptophyta; Magnoliopsida; Solanales; Convolvulaceae. The record is from the annotation of a GenBank genome assembly.
CGACACUUUCCCCAUCUCUUUCUCCUCUUAAUAAUCCCCACCCUCAGAUUUAUUCCUCUAGAAAUUAAAGAGGAAGAAAAUUAAAUUUGAAAAAUAACAAUCGACGAUUUAGGGGAAUGGAAGGGGUAUCUGUUAGUGUUUACAACGGGAUCAAGGAAUACCUGAAGACGAAGAGGAGCGGUUACGAGAGGAUAACCCGACCCGGUGCCCGGGGGAGAAAGUGCCGCGUCGAAUUGGGCGGCGGCCGGAAGGAAGCGCCGUGGAGGAUAAAGCUGAGGCCUAAACUCAAGCUCCGGAUCAACCUCCGAUUCUCCCCCAAAAAGCUGCUCCUCCGCCUCCGCGACGCCUACGUCGGCCUGAUGCUGCGGGUCUCCAACACGCGCGCCAUCGGCGGCUUCGCCGGCAACACCGUCUCCGAUUUCACCGCCAGAUCGGUGAAGGAGUACGACGAGAGGAUGAUUAUCCAGAUCUACAAGUCUCUGCUGAUCGCGCACGGCCAAACUCGACUGGCCUCCGCCGAUGCGCCGCCGCGAAUCGGCACCUCGGGUUACUUGUCGACGGUUGGGUGAAUUGUUUAUUGUGGAGGAAAAGCUUGACAUAAAUGUUACUCCAAAGAAAAGUUUUACCGCGCAAUUUCUUGUUCCGCCGGUACAGUAAAAUUGGCGCUGCAAUAAAAAUAAAUCCUUUUAUUUGCGGCGGCCCGUAUUUUGGUUGCUCUUCUGCCGCCUUCUUUUUUAUUCGGCUAUACCCUUUUGAAUUGAAUGCCCAUUACAAUCAAAAAUAGAAUUGUAUUUCUAAUUAAAUUACAACUCCGUUUUUUCUUUUAAAUAACAUUACCAAAAUUGU